Messenger RNA from Acaulospora morrowiae, 277 nucleotides. The record is from the annotation of a GenBank genome assembly. Lineage: Eukaryota; Fungi; Glomeromycota; Glomeromycetes; Diversisporales; Acaulosporaceae.
UAAAACCAAAAUAACUAGUUCAGGUAGUGAUAGUGGGUGCGAUAGUAACAACAGCGACAGUGGAGGAAGUGACAACGAGAGGAACAAGGAUAACACACCAGGAAACAUAUGUGUCACCAUACGUAAAAGAUCGCACAUUGUUCAUUCUUAUGAUUUACUGCGAUUUGAAAAGCGAAUGAUUGGUCAGACAACUUCCGAUAAUCAGUUAUCUUCAAUUGUUCGUGGGAAAAUAGGACAUUGUGAUAUAGUUGGUGGGAAGACCACUCAAAACACAUAA